This is a messenger RNA of Glycine soja, 2217 nucleotides long. Its product is annotated as 8-amino-7-oxononanoate synthase-like. The coding region runs from base 279 to 1712 and encodes 477 amino acids. The record is from RefSeq and is a predicted model, not a curated record. Lineage: Eukaryota; Viridiplantae; Streptophyta; Magnoliopsida; Fabales; Fabaceae. The transcript has 11 exons. Gene Ontology annotation, molecular function: pyridoxal phosphate binding. Gene Ontology annotation, biological process: biosynthetic process.
AAUUUAACGACAAAAAUGAGGAAGGAAGUUGAAAGUUAUGUUGGCAGUUAGCACAAUAAAAGGUAAGAGGUUGACGUAGAAAACUAGCACACGUGAGCUGCUGCUGACAUGAAAAGUUAACACUAACAGCACCCAGCAACAGCCCCAAACCAGAAUCAAAAGCCAAACUAACCAACCAACUAAUCUGCAUUCAUUUCAUACACCCUCCCUUUCUCAUUCCUCUGUGCUAGCAUACCAAUUACCACAGACACUACCCAAUUCUGUUGUGUGCGCCAACCAUGGAGACGCCAAGUGCAUGCUGGGACAAGUGGGUCGGAGAGGCACUCGCGACCCUUCACUCUCUCAAAGUCCUUCGAUCUGUCAGACCCAUUUGCCUCCGCAAUAGCCAGCCUCUCCAAUUCGGGGUGGACGAUGGUGCGUUCCAAGUGUUCGAUGAAAUGCAGCAAUGGGACCGGUCUUCUGUCGAAGUGGAAAUUGCUGAAACCACGUUUAGUAGAUGGAUGCACGACACCCCAAGUUCUGGUGAUGAGAUUGUUUGUAGUGCAGCUGUUGGUGGUGAUGAAGCAGGGGCAUCUUAUGAGAAGUUUAAAAAAUUAAUUUUGUUUUCUGGGAAUGAUUAUCUUGGUCUGAGUUCCCAUCCAACUAUUGGAAAGGCUGCUGCAAAGGCUGCCCAAGAACAUGGUAUGGGACCAAGAGGUUCUGCUCUUAUUUGUGGAUAUACCAAUUAUCAUAGGCUAUUGGAGUCGAGCCUGGCAGAUUUGAAAAAGAAAGAGGAUUGCCUUCUUUGUCCCACAGGGUUUGCUGCUAAUAUGGCCUUGAUGACAGCAAUAGGAAGUAUCGGUACUCUCUUAGCUGGGAAUAGAAUACCUUCAGAGGAUGAAAAGAUUGCUGUCUUUUCUGAUGCAUUAAAUCAUGCAUCAAUAAUUGAUGGCAUUCGUCUUGCUGAGCGGCAAAAAAGUGUAAAGGUGUAUGUGUAUAGACAUUGUGACGUGUCCCACCUCAAUAUGCUAUUAUCUAAUUGCAGAAUGAGGAAGAAAGUUGUGGUGACUGACAGCUUGUUUAGCAUGGAUGGAGACUAUGCACCUAUGGUUGAGUUAGCGGACCUUCGCAAGAAGCAUGGCUUUUUGUUAGUCAUUGAUGAUGCUCAUGGAACAUUUGUUUGUGGCAAAAAUGGUGGUGGUGUAGCCGAGGAGUUCAACUGUGAGAAGGAUGUGGACAUAUGCAUUGGUACACUAAGUAAAGCUGCUGGUUGUCAUGGAGGAUUUAUAGCAUGCAGCAAAAAGUGGAAACUAUUAAUACAGUCAAGAGGUCGUUCGUUUAUAUUUUCAACUGCUGCACCUGUUCCAGUUGCUGCUGCUGCUCAUGCUGCGGUUAAAGUGGCAAAACAUGAGACAUGGCGUAGAGAGGCUAUUUGGAACCGGGUGAAAGACUUUCAUUUGCUUACUGGAAUCCCUGUUACAAGUCCCAUUAUUUCCCUAAUAGUAGGCACUGAAGACAAAGCACUUCAAGCAAGCCGGCAUUUAUUGCAAUCUGGCUUCCACGUGACAGCGAUCAGACCACCUACUGUGCCUCCUAACUCAUGCAGGCUGCGAGUGGCCCUAAGUGCAGUCCAUACUAGGGAAGAUCUGGAAAACCUUGCAGCUGCACUCUCACGUUGCAUCAAUUUCCAAGAUACCCGCAUAUAUGACUCCAAUGCCUAUGCAAGACUGUAGCUAGCUCUUGAUUCUUUCUGGAUGAAUUGAAUCAUCAAUGAUUUUGUGACUAUACAGGAAAUAAGUACACCCUUAGUUCCUCGUUAGCAAGUUCAAGUCAUUUACAUUCCGAAUAGAGUGGUAGCUUAUUCCCUCAUGUUAUAUCAAAAUGACAAGCUAUUUUGUCGACAUCUAGAUAAAUAUUGUUAAAUUACUUAAACAUUGAUAUGUGCAUGUAUUUAAUUUUGAUAAACUUUUAGUGUAAGCUCUCUCUUUUUAAACUACCAUUUAGCCUUGCAUCAUUAAUUAUUCAAUGAGUGUAUCAUGAAUACCACUAGUAUUGUAAGAGUAACUUCUUUUGUUUUCUUGUGUCAGCAUGUGAUUUCAAGACAGUGUAGAAAACUAUACACAUGUGGUGUGCUUGGGGGAGCUUUUCAGCUUUCCAAACACAGUUGUCUUGUAAAUUGGAUUUUGCCUUAUUUUUGGGUGUUUGGUUGUGAUAAAUGAAAAAUAUUCAAUAUGUAUA